Molecule: messenger RNA, 909 nt
Organism: Haemonchus placei
Lineage: Eukaryota; Metazoa; Nematoda; Chromadorea; Rhabditida; Trichostrongylidae
Source: the annotation of a GenBank genome assembly
CAAUAGGAGUUCUUGCGAUCCGCCCGUAAACUUUCUGUAGCCUCUCUGGAUGAUCGCAUUAGCUCACUUUCACGACUGUUACGCGAAACUCGUCCUGGUACCGGUAGUGGGGUUCGUGACAAAGCGGCCUGCCUUCGUUGCCGUUCGAGCCGCUCACGUUGUUUCGCGUCUACGUAAAGUUUCUCGAAAUUUCGACGCCUCGUAUAUGUGACGACCCCGGACGUGUCGAAUUUCGGAUUAUUUUUGUAGUCAACGAAUACCAGCACUGAACAGGUACCGAGGACACCGACAAGAAUUCCAACAACGAUUAGUAGUAUGAUCAGAUAUACUGGUAGCGAAUCCUCAAUUGAAACAGAUGGACUGUUCUGCAUCUGUUGAAUAUUCUGUGGGAGAAGAUCUUGUAGAUCGUCGGUGAAUAACGACCCAUCAUCGGCGUCUACUCUUUUCAAAAAAUAGUUAUUAUUGAGGAUGUUUUCUUUUACUCGAGGAUCCGCGUUGGCUGGCAUACUUUCGAUGACUUUUUCAGUAAGUUUAGGUGAAUUGCCACGUGGUGCAAACACAUUGUUGCCAUAUUUCUUCACUGGUUUCAAAUUUCGACUCAGAUCCUCUUCUUGUAAUGUGGACAGCGAUACUUUAAAUACUUGGAAGCAUCUUGUACUGUUCUUUUCGCAUCCUCGCAAUGGUGAUGCCAACGAAUUCAGGAAAAACAGAACUGAAACAAUUAGAAAUAUUGAUAGUUUACAAAAUUUAUUGACAACUUCAAUAUUCUCUGAACUAUCGACAUCACAUGAUCAUGUUCCCGUUUGUUCCGAUUAUAGCACUCUCUUCUCUUUACACUUUGGGAAACGUGAUAUUUGUCAUUUUACUGGUACCGAUUCGUUUCUGUCCUCUACAUCGAUACAAAAUUGA